This is a messenger RNA of Macadamia integrifolia, 1778 nucleotides long. RefSeq lists its product as uncharacterized. The transcript is spliced from 7 exons. The coding region runs from base 482 to 1684 and encodes 400 amino acids. Lineage: Eukaryota; Viridiplantae; Streptophyta; Magnoliopsida; Proteales; Proteaceae. The record is from RefSeq and is a predicted model, not a curated record.
UUGCCGUUCAACCAAACUUACUAUGAGAUAGAUAAGGAAAUAUAAUACAAGAGAUAAUAUCGUAUGAGUUGAUAAGGCAAGAGAUAAUAUCGUAUGAGUUGGUAAGGCAAGAGAUAAUAUCUCUGAACUGGUAAGGCAAGAUAAUUGGAGAUAUAUGCAAUUAUGUAUGGGAGACAGGCUUUCAUGAGAGGCUAGUUGGCGCGAGCGGGGAGAGAGAGAUCUUAUGCCACUUCAGAAUUCAGAUACGCAACAAAUAUAGCAAGGUCUUGGUUGCCAAAGAAAUGGGUCUCAAGGCUAGUGAUUUAGAAAUUAGAAUGAAAUACAGCUCAAUGCACUGAAUCCACUUUGCUAAGGUGCCUGAAGAUGCAGUUGGAUGGAAUUCCCUAUAGCCUAUAUAUGUAGAGAGAUCAUAUACUACAUACUUGAUCAAUAGUAAGGCUAGAGUGCGAAACCAUAAAGAUUUUAGAUAUCUUUGUCUAUAAUGGCGUUAUUGUUAAUCACGCUCUUAGCUUUGUUAGCAUCUUCUUCAAUCAUUCUAAGUUACAAUGGAGUCUAUGGAGUAAGAAGCCUCACCACCAUGGAGGAAAAAGAAGAAGAUCUUGAGUUGGAGAGACAACUCAAAUAUCUCAACAAGCCUGCAGUCAAGAGUAUCAAGACGGAAUAUGGUGAAAUCUAUGAUUGUGUUGAUUUCUACAAACAAUCAGCCUUCGACAAUCCGUUACUCAAGAACCACAAACCUGAGAUGAGUUCUUCGAUUCCAAGACAGACUCACAAUGAAACUUCUUCAGAAGUAGAUCCCCUUGAUUAUCUCCGUCUUGAUGAUGGGGGUUGCCCAUCAGGAACAGUUCCCAUUAGAAGGACAACAAAAGAAGAUUUAAUUAGGUGGAAAUCCUAUUCAAAUUCUUCUGAAAAUUUUCAUCAAUUCUUAGAUGAGGGACCUGGUAAACAUUUUGCAGGCUAUCAACUGAAAAAUGAAAACUUGAAGUAUCAUGGAGGUUCAGCAUACUUGAGUAUACACAAUCCCUCAGUCUCCCCUAAUCAAUACAGUGGAGCUAUGAUCUGGGCACAAGGUGGACAAAACCACGUACAAGUUGGAUGGCAUGUGAAUCCUAAAUUAUACGGUGACACCAAAACCCAUUUCUUUGGGCAUUGGACUGCAGAUGGGUCUCAAAAGACUGGCUGCUUCAAUUCCAUCUGCAGUGGUUUCGUCCAAGUUAACAAAGAUACACCACUUGGUACGGUUAUCAGCCAAACUUCUACCUACGGUGAAGAUCCAUACUCAGUGCCAGUCUUUCUUUACCAGGACAAGAAGAGUAGAAACUGGUGGAUCGCACUUGGAGAAAAAAGUACUAAUAUCGGGUAUUGGCCAAAAGAAUUAUUCAAUAGUAUAAGAGAAUCAGCUCCUGUGGUUGGCUGGAGAGGAGAGGUUUAUACUCCCCAAGGUGAACAAGAUCCUCCAAUGGGGAGCGGACAUUUCCUUUCAGAGGGUGGACUUCCAGCAUACAAAAAAACUGCGUAUUUCAGAGCAGUCCGAGUUAACGGAGACGAUGAUAUUGCUCGAGGUCCUAAUGAUGCUAGCCUUGAAACGGUCACAAAUGGAUGCUUUAUUGCGGAAGAUUUUCCCUACAUUAAUGAUUUUUGGAGGCAUACUUUCUUUUAUGGUGGUCCUGGGGGAACUUGCUAAUUAAGGAUUUGUCAAUAAUAACAUUGUGAUCAUAGACAUGACAUCCAUGAUGUUAAUCACAAUUUUCAACUUCUAUUAAACUUUAUUUACUGAA